AUGGAUUUAAAUAUUUUAUACCAGACUAGUGACUCGUUACCAAUAGUACAAAUAAAACAAAAGACCUGGCUUCAAAAACUUCAUUUUAAACGUCGAAAAGCAGAUACCGCUGAAGAAAUCGCUGAAAUAUAUGAAUUAAUUGAAAAUGUUUACGAAGCGAUGGAUGAUCAAGCUAGAGCCAUACUUCUUUCCCUUAGCAAAGUUGUUCAAGAUGAAGAAGAAUCGGUAACUACUGAACAAAAAUUGAAAGCAAUUAUUAGCAUCGGACAUUCAUUGUGUUUAGCUCACUUACAAGUGAAAAAAUCGACGCAACUAUAUGCAAAAUUACUGUUUGGACUGCUAUCAAAUCAAAGUUUAAUAAUGAGAUUAGCAGCGAUUAUUGCUAUUGGCGAAAUAGCAAUCGAUAAUUUAGCGUUUCAAAUGAAACUAAAUGAAAUGAAUACUAUACAUAAACUAUUUGAAUUAAUGAAAGAAUCGUUACAGUACGCCGGAAGAACGGUGGACGAUAUUAACGAACAUUCGAAAGUAGUAGCAUGGACAUGUUGGACAAUUGUUAAUAUUUGUACAAACUGUGUACCAAACAUCCUACUUCUAAGAGAAAUUGUACCAUCUGAAUAUGAAACAAUCUGCGAAGCAGCCAAAAUGGAAAUAUGGAGAUGUAUAUGGCGUGAAAAUUAUGCGACAACAAUCGCACGGUUUGGAGGAAAAAUCCUUCAUUCAACUGAGUGUGCUGCUCCACAACCAUAUAAAUUUGACGGUGCUUUUGAAAAACCGACUGAUAGACAACACAUUCGAAGAUUAUCGUUUUCACUGGAAUAUCGAGGAUGUAUUCUUUUGUAA
Molecule: messenger RNA, 840 nt
Organism: Didymodactylos carnosus
Lineage: Eukaryota; Metazoa; Rotifera; Eurotatoria; Philodinida; Philodinidae
Source: the annotation of a GenBank genome assembly